Molecule: messenger RNA, 1398 nt
Organism: Nannospalax galili (Upper Galilee mountains blind mole rat)
Lineage: Eukaryota; Metazoa; Chordata; Mammalia; Rodentia; Spalacidae
Gene: Ntaq1
Product: WDYHV motif containing 1
Exons: 7
Coding region: 276-773 (165 amino acids)
Cellular component (GO): cytosol; nucleus
Molecular function (GO): protein-N-terminal glutamine amidohydrolase activity; protein-N-terminal asparagine amidohydrolase activity
Source: RefSeq, a predicted model, not a curated record
CCUGGCCGCUCCAGGCUCCGCCUACUCCGCCCGGGAACCCGCUGCUACUGCUACAUUCUGGCUCUUUGCUCCGGCUGAGGACUAGGCCCGGGCCAUGGAGGGGCAUAGUCCUGCUGCCUCGGACGUGCGGUACCAGCCGGCCUGCCCCACGCGGGACGCCUGUGUCUACAGCAGCUGCUAUUGUUAGUGAGAGGUGUGGAGGACUGGAAAUUUGGCUUGACAGACUGAGUGACGUGUUUGAAGAAAAUAUUUGGAAACUCUGUGAAUACAUCAAAAUGCACGACCAGUAUCCUUUGGAAGAGUGUUAUGCUGUCUUCAUAUCCAAUGAGGGGAAGAUGGUACCUAUCUGGAAACAGCAGGCAAGCCCUGGGAAUGGACCUGUGAUCUGGGAUUAUCAUGUGGUUCUGCUUCAUGUGUCAAGUGAAGGACAAAGCUUCAUUUAUGAUCUUGAUACCAUUUUGCCAUUUCCCUGCCCUUUCAACAUUUACGUAGAAGAUGCCCUUAAGUCUGAUGAUGAAAUUCAUCCACAGUUUAGGAGGAAAUUUAGAGUGGUUGGUGCUGAUUCCUAUUUGAAGAACUUUGCUUCUGACCGGUCUCACAUGAAAGAUUCCAGUGGAAACUGGAGGGAGCCUCCUCCAGCCUAUCCUUGUAUAGAAACUAGAGACUCCAAAAUGAACCUGAAUGACUUCAUCAGCAUGGACCCUGCAGUUGGAUGGGGAGAUGUCUACACACUAUCUGAGUUCAUAUAUCGGUUUAGCAGCAAAAACUGCUGAACUUGAUGCCAGAAUGUGGAGCUGGAGAAUGUGAACAAGCCAUCUUCCCAUUUAGGGCAGCAGCAUGGUACAGGUGGCCAGGAGAUAUAUUUUUCUCUUUAAAUUUGAGUGGAAACAUUAAUGAACACAAACAUAAAUGAAUGAAAUAAAACCUUUUUUGAGAUUGGGGAUCUACCACCAAUUACAACCCCCACCCAAAAAAGACUUCAGACCCCAGCUUUCUUAUUGAUAUAUUACAGUGUGUAAUUGCUAAGAUAUUCCUGUGAUUUAUUUGUAAGACAUGGUGACUUACACCAGUGGUUGUGCUUGUUAAGAUAGAAGUGUGGGCUUAGAGCCAGCUCUUUUGUCUGUUCUUGAUGUGCCCUGUCUUUCUGGCUAUACGGUAAACUCCUUGAGCACAGGGCCAUGGCCUGUGGCUCUGAGAAUCUCUAUUGCCCAUAAGAGGUGCCCAGUAAAAUGUUUCUAGAGACAGCAUUGCUGCUUGGAAAGGGACAAUAUUGUGAGCUGAAUCAGCCAUAAGUAUUAGUCUUUUUGGACUAUAAUGUUGUUUAAAAAAGUUGCAUAUAUCUCGACUGAGUGUUAUUUGGCCUAUAUAUAGUUUUAAAUAAAACUGAUUUAAAAUUAA